CAGGUCUGGCGGUCACGUGACGCUCUCUUUGUCUCUGACGUUGCUCCGGAGCAGCGACACCGACGCGAUGGACGGCAGGAGCUACGGUCCAGGUUACUCCAGUUGGGGAGGUGGCAGUUCAGGCAGCAGAGGUUCUGGUGGCUUUGACCUGUAUGGGGGAGGCUACAAGGACUCCAUGUCCGGGCUCGGGGGCUAUGGGGGGGGAGGAGGAGGAGGCGGAGGAGGAGGAGGAGGCGGAGGCCACAUGAAGAGAGGUCUCUCCGGAGGGUCUCUGCUCUCGUCCACCGGCACAAACGCAGACGCCGUCAUUGCCAAGAUCAACCAGCGUCUGGACAUGCUUACUCAGCUGGAGGGGGGGCUGAAAGGGACCCGAGGUGACAGGUAUGACCACUACGAGUCAUUCGACUCGCGCGCCCCCGCUCUCACCUCCUCCCGAGAUCUCUACAGAUCUGGCGGCGGGAGCUAUGGUUAUGGCGAUGGCCGUGAGGACAGCAUGCUGCUGAGUCAGCGCGGAGGCUCCGGCUUCGGAGGGGGAAUUGGGCUAGGCGGGGGAGGAGGCUUUGACAGCCCCUCCUCUUCCUAUGGAGUCGCCAAAGUGCGACAGAAUAUGAGGGAGUCCUUCAACAGUGGCCAGGGAGGAGGCUCUGGAGGCGGAGGAUGGCCUGGAGCAGGCCGACGGUCCCCCAGAAGGGGUGGAAGUGCUGGGGGUCGAGGAGCUGGUGGUGGAGGAGGAGGAGGGGGAGGAGGAGGGUUUGGAAGCCGCAGGUCCGACCCCACUCCUCUAGGCGGAGGUGGGCGGGGCAGUGUCAGCGGUGGCCAGUCCCACCGCGGCCGCUCUCCUGGAGGUGGUAGAGGAAAGCUCCCAUCCCUCCUGUCCAACCGCAUGUACCCUGAGAGCGGGGGCUUCCAGCAGGGUUCCACUCGAGGGCCUCACGACUUCCCUGGGAGGCACUUUGGAGGGGGCCCGCGGGCCGGCCGGCAGCGGGGCCGCAAGAGACCCCUCAACAAACAGGUGAAGCCUCAGCGGGACGUCCAGAAGAAGAGGAAGCAGACGCUCACAGCAGCCGAUGAGCCGGAGUCCAAGAUGAACAGGACGGAGAGUGCAGAGGCAGAAGCUACUCCAGUGAAAGCAGAGAAGAACGGUGACGACAGUGAACCAAAGACGGAGCUGAGUCCUGCUGCAGACGGAGAUAAAGCUCUCGUUGUUUUCUGCUCAGAUUCACCCAAACAGGAGGAGAAGAAGAGUUUGAUCGGAGACAAACAGUCCCCGACACAAAGUCAGGACAAGCACCCGAAGAUGAGGAAGAGGAGGGGCUUCCUGGAGAGGGUGAUGUUCGCCUGCUCGGUGUGCAAGUUCCGUUCCUUCUACAAGGAGGAGAUGGAGACUCAUCUGGACAGUCGCUUCCACAAGGACCACUUCAAGUUCCUCUCAGGCCAGCUGUCCAAACCCACCACGGACUUCCUCGAGGAGUAUCUGCAGAACAAGUUCAAGAAGACGGAUCAGAGAGUCAGCCAGUUGGAAAACCACAGUGCUGCGAUCUGCCAGGUGUACAAGGAGCAGGACCUCACCCGGGAUCUCGGCAUGGAGCACUUCAUGAGGAAGGUGGAAGCCGCCCACUGUGCAGCAUGUGACCUGUUCAUUCCCAUGCAGCCUCACCUGAUCCAGAAACACAUCAAGUCUCCAGACCACAACUACAACAGGAAGGGGAUGAUGGAGCAGUCCAAGAGGGCCAGUCUGUCCGUCGCACGCAGCAUCCUCAACCACAAACUCAUCGGAAAGAAGCUGGAGAGCUACCUCAAGGGAGAAAACCCCUUCACCGGUAACCAUGACGACCAGGAUCCAGAGGACUCCAUGGUGAUGGACGUGUCCGAGCUGGAGUUGACCAGCGAGGCGGCGGACGGCCAGACGGAGGAGGAGGAGCCAGUGGCUGAGGAGGAGGAGGAGGAGGAGACGAUUCAGGAGGCGGUCAAGGAUGGAGACGAAGCAGCAGCAACAACAACAACAACAACAGAGGAGGAAAAGAUGGAGGAGGGAGAGGAGGAGAAGGCAAAACAGGAGGAAGAGGAGGAAGGUUUUGAGGUUGAAGAGGAAGACGAGGGAUACGUGGUGCACGACGAGAUCGGGGAGGAGGGAUUACUGGGCGAGGAGGAGCAGAAGGAAGAGGAAGAGGAAGGAGUAGAGGCAGCAGAGGGAGAGGAGGAAGAAGACAAGAAAGAUGAAUGACUUUUGCACCGCGAGUGUGACUCCUCAGUACGAACCGGUCGGUGACCCCCCCCCCCACAGUCCCCAUUAAACCCAGUGUCAUUACCAGGCUUAUUAAGAAACAUCCAGUCCAGCGUUUCCCCGUCUGACUCGCCUCCUUUUUAUUUGUUGUUGAAGGAAUAGAUCCACAGUUUUGUGAAAUCCUCUUCUUCACGGUGUCGUGUGGAGUUUGAUGACUCGACAGGCCGUCGUUGAUCCGAAUGCUUUGGAUUAAUCGUUAACCAGCACAGUGUGAAAUAAAGUUUUAUUGACUUUCUUUAUCUGUGACUAUUCAGUCAAAUGUGAGAUCAGCAUGUUUCACUGUAAACAAAUCAUCAGCAGGAGAGCUAGUAACGUUAGCAGCACCGCUAACGGUUAAAGUACGAUGCGUUCAGGCUCCAUUAGGUAAAAGGCUGAAGGUAAAUCACAACGUUACUUGUCCCCCUCGUUGAUAGACUUUAGAGUAUUUCACAGAAUGUCAAACUAUUCCUCUGAAUUAUUAUUUUUGUGCCUUUUUGUUCAAAGUAUUCUUCAUUUUGAUUUCUUUGUUUGAGUUGUUCAUGAAAUCACGUAAAGCUGAGAGACAUUUAGAUCUUCUGUCGAUGUUGGACGAGUUUAAGACUAAAUCUAGAAUCGCUUUAAAUUAAAUAUCAUGAUUUAUUUGCAGGGAACUCACUUAAUGUACAAAGAACUCUACCUGAGAUUGUUUUAACACUAAAUAAUUAUUAGAGAAUAGAGUUCUCUUAUUACGUAAUGAUGGUAUCAUGUACGUUAUGACAUAAUCCAUAGAGGGUAAUUAUGUCACUGCUGUCAUUUACAAACCUGUCCAUUAAAUAAUAAACU
This is a messenger RNA of Anoplopoma fimbria (sablefish), 3085 nucleotides long. RefSeq names its product A kinase (PRKA) anchor protein 8-like (gene akap8l). The coding region runs from base 68 to 2224 and encodes 718 amino acids. The transcript has 13 exons. The record is from RefSeq and is a predicted model, not a curated record. Lineage: Eukaryota; Metazoa; Chordata; Actinopteri; Perciformes; Anoplopomatidae. Gene Ontology annotation, molecular function: DNA binding. Gene Ontology annotation, cellular component: nucleus.